Saprolegnia diclina VS20 is the source of this 972-nucleotide messenger RNA. RefSeq lists its product as hypothetical. The record is from RefSeq and is a predicted model, not a curated record. NCBI's taxonomy places the organism in Eukaryota, Oomycota, Saprolegniomycetes, Saprolegniales, Saprolegniaceae. Bases 14 to 850 code for a protein of 278 amino acids. The transcript is spliced from 3 exons.
GUUGACUGCGGGCAUGAAGUACACCAAGUUUACGCACGAGAUGGACGUCUUCCUCCUCGAGAGCCUCCAGGUGAGCAACCCGAUGCUGGCGCCGCAUGGGUCGCGCCUCGCCGCGUGGAAGGAGCUCGCGCAGACGCUUGGCACGCGCGUCUGCAACAACGAGGCCGCGUGCACGUGGCAGAUCUGCCGGGACCGCGCCAAGGCCCUUCUGCAUAUGCACGAGCACGGGCAGGAGAAGAAGCUCUUCAAGAACAGCGCGUCGCACCACGACCUGAAGCGCAAGGAAGCGCUCAUCGUCGCGCUGCGCGAGACGCUGCCAGAGAAACGGGCCAGUGCGAUCCUCAAGAAGGACAAGCCCGCAGGCGUCAAGAAGAAGAUGGCGCCGCUCUCAGCGCCGGCACGGGUCGCGUCGUCGUCGCUGCAGCCGCUGCGACCGCUGCUCAAGCAAGAGAACACAUCGCCCAACCCAGCGCCAGUGCUGGUGCCAACUCCGACGGCGCUCAAAGCACCCAUAAGUCGCAAGCGCAAGGAGAUGCAUGUCGAGCCCGACGUCGACGCCCGGCUGCGCGUCCUCACGACCGCGGUCGAGACCAAGAUUCGAGACGACAUGGAGACGCGGGCGACAGAUCUGCGCCUGCGGCAGCAGGAGCUUGAGAUGCACCAGCAGAUUCUGCGGUAUCUCGAGACCAACAUGCCCGCCGGCGCGGUGCCCGAGAAGCUCGUCGAUCUCAUCGAGCGCAAGAUGAGCUUUGACAUGGAGCACCGGAAGCGCGACCUCGAGCUGCGCCAAGCCGAGAUCAUCUUCCAGAACCAGCUUCUGCGCUACCUCACGCAUGGCGGCGGCGAGUAGCCCAUAGCACCCUCCCUUUGUUGUUGCAUGCCUCCUCUAUCUAUGACAUGUUCUCUGUCUACCUCGCUUGCAUAUUGAUGCUAUCUUCCUGAGGUUGACGUAGUACAUAUAUGAGGUGGAUC